AUGGAUUCACCAUGGAUACCACGUAUCUUGAAACCCGAUUUCACAUGGCCGCACAUGAAACUAUCAACCAUCUCUAAAACCACCCCUCCAGUGCCCUCAGUACCAAGCAAAAUUUCACUGCGAUUCUGGGCUAUUAUUCACAAAGCUCUGUAUAAGUUCUCGGCAUAUUAUUGCUCAUGGUUUGGCAUCCGAUUUGGAAGUGUUGCAGAAUUGCCCUUUGGACUCAUCAUGAAGUGGACAGAGCGAACAUCUCUGGAAGAAGUUGCUGCAAUGCAGAUGGCACGCGCAGGUGGAAUACCUGCUCCCAAGUUGCUAAGCUGCGGAGAACAUCUCAGAGCGCGAUUCAAUCGGCCGUCUUACUCAAUUCUGAUGACAAGGUUGCCGGGGAUAACCAUGGAAAACACGCAUGACCCAUUCGAUCCUGACGUUGAGGAACCUUGGGUUCAUGAGUUGAAGCUGUGUCUGGAUUCGAUGCGUCAAUGGCGCAUACCAUUGCCCUAUGACCAAAAUCGUAUCUGCUCUGUGCUUGGGACUGCCAUCCACAGCACCCGAGUGCCAAACCACAUCAUGGGCCCAUUCGCAAAUGAAAAAGAGCUUACAAAGUAUCUUCUCUCCGCAGCUUCAGCCCACGGUUUCAAGUCAAGAGCUGAAUAUGAUGCAGCAUGGAUUCGCGCAGAGCGAAUUGAUCAACAUCCACAUCGAGUCACCUUCACCCACGGGGAUUUUAAAGCACACAAUAUUCUAGUGAAUGAUGAUGGGCAUUUAUCAGGGUUUCUUGAUUGGGAGUCUGGGGGUUGGUGUCCUGAAUACUGGGAGUUUACAACAGCAAUGAGAUUUGGAAGGAACAGCUGGUGGUAUCAAGUUGCCAUGUGGAUGGGAGGUGAUCAAUACAUGAAGGAGCUGGAUGCUGACGUCGCGGUUAAUUUAUUGACUGUCGAUUCAUACAUAGGGAUGUAG
Messenger RNA from Histoplasma capsulatum G186AR, 957 nucleotides. RefSeq lists its product as uncharacterized. Bases 1 to 957 code for a protein of 318 amino acids. The record is from RefSeq and is a predicted model, not a curated record. The transcript has a single exon. NCBI's taxonomy places the organism in Eukaryota, Fungi, Ascomycota, Eurotiomycetes, Onygenales, Ajellomycetaceae.